Lacerta agilis (Sand lizard) is the source of this 2534-nucleotide messenger RNA. RefSeq names its product docking protein 7 (gene DOK7). Gene Ontology annotation, biological process: positive regulation of protein tyrosine kinase activity; neuromuscular junction development. Lineage: Eukaryota; Metazoa; Chordata; Lepidosauria; Squamata; Lacertidae. Gene Ontology annotation, molecular function: protein kinase binding. The record is from RefSeq and is a predicted model, not a curated record.
UGCAGCCACGUCCGGCUCUCCGGCCGCCUCCCUCCGGCGCGCUCCCCUUUCUUCUCCCGGCUCGCCUCCGCCCCGCCUGCUCCCACUCGCAGCAGUGACCCAAUAAAGCUAUUUUGAAAGUGACCCCCGCAGCAGCUCAGCCCAGCCAGCCAGCAGCUGUCGGAAAUCAUGACUGAAGAUGACGGAUUCCGCGGUGGUGGUGGAGGGCCCGCUCAAGUGGAGAGACGGCAAAAAGUGGAAGAACCGAUGGGCGGUGCUGCGCAAACCUUCGCCGGUGGCGGGCUUCCAUCUUUCAGAUUGCUUGCUUAUGCUUGUAUACAAGGAAAGAUCUGAACGACUGAAGGGGCUGAAGGAGAGGAACAGCGUGACUUUGGAAGACAUCUGUGGCCUGGAUCCUGGGCUUUGUUAUGAGGGUCUGAAUCAUACUCUCGCCAUCAUCUGUUUGAGUCAAGUUGUUAUGCUGGGCUUUGAAAACAAGGAAACCAUGCAUGCCUGGGACCUGCGCAUUCGCUACAGUUUAGGUGAAGUUCACAGGUUUCAUGUUGUGGUAGCACCUGGAACUAAACUGGAGAGUGGUCCGGCAACUCUCCACUUUUGCAACGAUAUUCUAGUACUAGCAAAAGAUAACCCACCCUCUAUCAUGGGACAAUGGAAACUCUCAGAUCUGCGACGCUAUGGAGCUGUUCCUAAUGGAUUUGUCUUUGAAGGAGGAACUCGGUGUGGUUUCUGGGCUGGUGUGUUUUUUUUAUCUUGCACGGAAGGAGAAAAGAUCAGCUUUCUCUUUGAUUGCAUUGUUCAUGGGAUCUCUCCAAUGAAAGGCCCUUUUGGUCUACGUCCAGUCCUGCCAGACCCCAGCAUAAAUCCUGCAUGCACGGAAGAGAGAGUGGCCCAUGAAGCUUUGCAGUUAGAGAAGCGACUCAGCCUUCUGUCCCACACAAGUUAUCAUGGUGAUGACAGAAGCUUGUCAAGUUCUCUUCGGACCAGCCACUCUGAUGCUAGCAUUGGGAGCAGGUUGACUAUUUGGGCAGACCAGUCUUCAGCCAGUACUUCUCAAGAAAGUCAUGGAUUGCCUGCAGCAAAGGGAAUUCAUCUUGGAGGGGAGAAGGCCCACUCAGAAGGUAUCCGCAGCAACAAACCGCCUCCUAAGCUUCGAUCCAGACAGCUGCAAGAAAUAGGCCGCCAAAGUUCUUCUGAUAGUGGGAUAGCUACUGGGAGUCAUUCUUCUUACUCGGGAAGUUUUUCCUCCUAUGCUGGGAGCUUGGACAUUUGCCGAGGCGAUGAAUUUGGAUCAUUGUUGAGUCUGCCGCUGAACCUCCCUUCAGACCAGAAUAUAUGCACUUGCACAGGUGAUCACCUGAGGAGCCCUGGCCUGGAGUACCAGGUCCCCAGUUCCCUUAGACACUAUGACACACCCAGGAGUUUGCUACAGGUAGCUGCUAAAGACACACAAAGUUCAAGUGCGGAUUCCUCGUUAUCCAAGGGUGAACCGUCUCAAGAAAUUAGUGACCUCAAACUGCCAUUGCCACAUCUGGAAGCACAGCUUCUUCUGGCACAGAGGGGAAGGGGCCACGCAAGCAGCUUUCCCGAGGAACAUGCCAAAGACUCAUCACUUGGGGCAAGCAUAGAUUUUGGUUCAAGGUGGUCCCAUAUAAGACAGCAAGCACAAUUGUUAGAUUCUAGAAGUACUGAUGUGGCAACAUUCAUUGGGGUCUCCAGCAGCCCCUGUGAACUGUGUAGCUCUCCUUCUGGGACAACACAAGCUGUCUUUUCACCUUGCCCGGUCUGUGGAGGGCUAAAGGAAACAUCCAUUUUAUCAUCUGGAAUCUUACCAGCCAGUCCAGGUCCUAAAGGAAGCUUUGAAUUUAUGAUGCCACCUACAGAGUCUGGAGCACCACCUGAUCCUGAAGAAGCUGGGGCAGUUGGUUAUUCAGCAGACCUACCGAUGGCCGAUCGGUUGCGUGGUGAAAUGGCAAACUAUGUUAAUAUUCCUACAAGCCCCACAUCAAAGAAACAGCUUCAUUACAUGGAGCUGGAACUUCAGGAACCUAGUACAAGCAUAAGAGGGAGUGGAUCAACUAAAUAUGCCCAGAUUGACAUUGCAGCGACAGAGACUGCCCACAAAGUAGGGACACAACAUGCUCAGUGCCGAGAAGAGCGCCUGCAAGAGCUGGAACAGAAGAAGAAAGGCUCUUCAUAGCUGCCCCCAACAUAGUACUUGUAAAUGUUUCACGAGUUUAUUAACUGAACUAAACGCUGCCAUUGUUUUCAGAUUUAUACCAGAUUCAUUCCAAUCUAUUAAUUUCCAAUUGGAAAACUGGUAGCAUGGGGUGUGUGGGUUUGUGUGUAAAAACAUUGGUUGUACACAUGUAUGACAGAUCACUUACGUUGUAUUUUUUUUUACUAUCUUGACAAAUCAGGUAUCAAAUACAAAUGAUUUUGAAACUGUGGCAUUUAAUUUAAAGACAUUUGAAUGUGUUGUGUGUUAACAAGGAUGUACAUGUAGCUAAGUAUACAUUAAAUAUUGGUCUAUACAG